This is a messenger RNA of Coregonus sp. 'balchen', 17012 nucleotides long. Lineage: Eukaryota; Metazoa; Chordata; Actinopteri; Salmoniformes; Salmonidae. The record is from the annotation of a GenBank genome assembly.
AUGGCGAGGACGGGUGCUGCCAGGGCGAAGACCAGCAGGUGUUUACGGAUCCGGUUCCUCUCCAGACCAGCAUGCAUCAGGAAAGAGACCAGGCCAAAGGCUGCUGGGGCCUGGGGAGAAAGAGAGAGACAGUGUUUAAAACACACAGCUGGGGCCUGGGGGGAGAAAGAGAGACAGUUUAACAUACAGACCAAUUACAGGAAUUACAACUGAACUAACACCUGUGUAUACAUACUAGACGGGGGGGGGGGGGAGUCCUCCCCCCCACACUUUAUAAUAGCAUUGAUUGGUUACUUUUUAAUUGUUACCUCAUAGUUGUUCCUUUAUCUGUUUUGUGUUGUUCAUAUUGUUAGUGAAUUUAAAAGGUUGUUAUAGUGUGGGCUAGUGAGGAAGGAAGCUAUUCUGUUAACCAACAGUAAACCUCCCGAGUGGCGCAGUGGUCUAAGGCGCUGCAUCGCAGUGCUAGCUGUGCCACUAGAGAUCCUGGUCCGAAUCCAGGCUCUGUAGUAGCCGGCCGCGAACUGGAGACCCAUGGGGCGGCGCACAAUUGGCCCAGCGUCAUCCAGGGUAGGGGAGGGGAAUGGCCGGCAGGGGAUGUACCUCAAUUGGUAGAGCAUGGCGUUUGCAACGCCAGGGUUGUGGGUUCGAUUCCCACGGGGGGCCAGUAUGAAAAAAUAAUAAUGUAUGCACUCACUAACUGUAAGUCGCUCUGGAUAAGAGCGUCUGCUAAAUGACUAAAAAUGUUUUUUUUAAAAAGGAAGGAAGCUAUUCUGUUAACCAACACAGUGACAUCCGCUACAAACGUGUUGAAACAAAACAUGGAGCGCGAUAAGAUGAACGGGGUUGUCAUUGUACCUUGUGAAGCAUGAUGGCCACAAAGACAAUGAGCUGAACACUGGUCUGAGAGGUGGAAGCAGCUGCUCCGAGAGCCACUCCGUCCGCUGGAAUGUAGAGUAUUGUAUUGUUUAAAAUAACAUUUAUCAAAUCGUACCAACAAAAAAAAAAAAAAACACCAACAAGCCUUCAUAGCCUUCCACACACUCUUCUUCCUAAAACAUCUCGGUCUGAAACACUGUAUAAUGAAGCCAUCUUACCUGCUGCGUGGAACCACCAGUCCCAAAGUGGUGGUGAUCUUUGAACUGGCAACCCUCGCAGAUUCUGGAUCUAAACAAACACACACAUCAAAUCAGACAGACCACUCAAUGGACAAAUAUUGCUUUAAAAAAGUUAGAACCUUGAGGGCCUGGUUUCCCGGACAGAUUAAGCCUAACCCUGGGCUGAAAAGCACUUUCAAUGGUGAUUCUCCACUGAACAUAUCUUAGUUCAGGACUACUAGGCUUCAUCUGUGUCCGGGAAACAGGCCCUGAGAGUGGUGAGCUCCACCCACACUGACUGUUAUUUCUGUCCUGUCUGUCCUGUCCCGUCUGUGUCUGUGUCCCCGUGUGUGUGUGUGUGUGUGUGUGUGUGUGUGUGUGUGUGUGUGUGUGUGUGUGUGUGUGUGUGUGUGUGUGUGUGUGUGCGCGCAUGCUGUUCCCAGACUGACCGUCAGCGCUGCUGUGUACGUGGCUCUUCCUAUCUGUCGACCAGCAGCAUGAAGACGAACCCAGGACCAGGGAAACCCCGAUGUAGGCAUGGAGGUGUUUGGUGGCUGUGGCUGUGGCCCCCACUGACUCCCAAGCUGCCUCCACACCCUCCUUGGGCUCAACACCCCCACCCCCUCCGUCUGGACAGGGGCAUGGUGCAAACCUACAGAGAGAGAGAGACAGAGACCCUAACCCAUACAGUAAUUCAGAGACCCUAACCCAUACAGUAGAUUCAGAGACCCUAAACCACACAGUAGAUUCAGAGACCCUAACCCAUACAGUAGAUUCAGAGACCCUAACCCUACAGUAGAUUCAGAGACCGCAGAACCCUAACCCAUACAGUAGAUAAAAGACAGAGACCCUAACCCAUACAGUAGAUUCAGAGACCUAACCAUACAGUAGAUCAGAGACCCUAACCCUACAGUAGAUCCCGAGGGCCCUAAACCAACAGUAAUUCAGAGAAGACCCUAACCCAUACAGUAGAUUCCCGAGACCCUAACCCAUACAGUAGAUUCAAAAAGAACCCUAACCCAUACAGUAGAUUCAGAGACCCUAACCAUACAGUAGAUUCAGAGGACCUAACCCAUACAGUAGUUUUAGAGACCUAACCCAUACAGUAGAUUAAAAGACCCUAACCCAUACAGUAGAUUUGACAGAGACCCUAAACCCAUACAGUAGAUUCAGAGACCUAACCCAUUUCAGCGAUUCAGAGACCCAACCCCUACAGAGAUUCAAAGAGACCCUAACCAUACAGUAGAUGAGACCCUAACCCAUAAGUAGAUUGAGACCCUAACCCAUACAGUAGAUUCCAGAGACCCUAACCCAAACAGUAGAUUUAAGAGACAGAGACCCUAACCCAUACAGAGAUUCAGGGGACCCAACCCAUACAGUAGUUCAGAGCCCUAACCCAUACAGUAGAUUCAGAGACCCUAACCCAUACAGUAGAUUCGAAAAGACCCUAACCCAUACAGUAGAUUGAGACCCUAACCCAUACAGUGAUUGAGAGACCCUAACCCAUACAGUAGAUUUCCCGAGACCCUAACCCCACCGUAGAUUCAGAGAGACCCUAAAACCCAUACAGUAGAUUUUAAAGACAGAGACCCUAACCCAUACAGAGAUCAAAAACCUAACCCAUACAGUAGUUCAGAGACCCUAACCCAUACAGUAGAUUUAGAGACCCUAACCCAUACAGUAGAUUCAGAGACCCUAACCCAUACAGUAGAUUCAGAACCCUAACCCAUACGUAGAUUCAGAGACCCUAAACAUACAGCAGAUCAGAGACCCUAACCCAUACAGUAGAUUCCCGAGACCCCUAACCCAUACAGUAGAUUCAGAGACCCUAACCCAUACAGUAGAUUCAGAGACCCUAACCAUACAGUAGAUUCAGAACCCUAACCCAUACAGUAAUUCAGAGACCCUAACCAUACAGUAGAUUUAGAGACCCAAACCCCUACAGUAGAUUCAGAGGGCCCUAACCCAACAGUAGAUUCAGAGACCCUUAACCCUACAGUAGAUUCAGAGGGCCCUAACCCAUACAGAGAUUGGGGACCCUAACCCAUACAGAGAUUAGGACCCUAACCCAUACAGUAGAUUUUAAAAGAACCCUAAAACCCUACGUAGAUUCAGAGACCCUAACCCAUACAGUAGUUCAGAGACACUAACCCCUACAGUAGAUUCAGAGACCUAACCCAUUUCAUAGAUUAAAAGACCCUAACCCCUACAGUAGAUUCCCGAGACCCUAACCCAUACAGUAGAUUAAGAAGACCCUAACCCAUACAGUAGAUUCAGAGACCCUAACCCAUACAGAGAUUCAGAGACCCUAACCCAUACAGAGAUUCAGAGACCCUAACCCAUACAGUAAUUCAGAGACCCUAACCCUACAGUAGAUUCAGAGACCCUAACCCAUACAGUAGAUUCAAGACAAGGGCCCUAACCCAUACAGUUUGAUUCAAAGACAAAGACCCUAACCCAUACGAGAUUCAAAUGGACCCUAACCCAACAGUAGUUUUAGAGACCCUAACCCCUACAGUAAUUCAGAGACCCUAACCCAUACAGUAGAUUCAAGAGACCCAACCAUAAGUAGAUUGAGACCCUAACCAUACAGUAAUUCAGAACCCCAACCCAUACAGUAGAUACAGAGACCCUAAAACCCUACAGUAGAUUCAGAGACCCUACCCAUACAGUAGAUUCCCGAGACCCUAAACCAUACAGUAAGAUUCAGGAGACAAAGAAACCCCAACCAUACAGUAGAUUCAGAGACCCUAACCCAUACAGUCAAGGAAUUAAGAGACAGGACCCUAACCCAUACAGUAGAUUCAGAGACCCUAAACCCAUACAGUAAUUCAGAGACCCUAACCUAACAGUAGAUUCAGAGACCCUAACCCUUUCAGUAAUUCAGAGACCCUAACCAUACAGUAGAUUCAGAGGACCCUAACCCAACAGAGAUUCAGGACCCUAACCCAUACAGUACAUUCAGAGACCCUAACCCCAAGAGAUUCAAGAAGGACCCUAACCCAUACAGUAGAUUCAGAGACCCUAACCCAUACAGUAGAUUCAGAGAACCUAACCCAAAACAGUAGAUUAGAGACCCUAACCCAUACAGUAGAUUCAGAGACCCUAAACCCCUACAGAGAUUCAGAGACCCUAACCCAUACAGAGAUUCAGAAGACCCUAAACCCAUACAGAGAUUCAGGGGACCCUAACCCAUACAGUAGAUUCAGAGACCCUAACCCAUACAGUAGAUUCAGAGACCCAACCCAUACAGUAGAUUCGAGAGACCCUAAACCAUACAGUAGAUCCAGAGACCCCAACCCAUACAGUAGAUUCAAGGGGACCCUAACCCAUACAGUAGUUUUAGAGACCCUAACCCUACAGUAGAUUCAGAGACCCUAACCCAUACAAAUAGAUUCAGAGACCCUAACCAUACAGUAGAUUGAGACCCUAACCCAUACAGUAAUUGGGGACCCUAACCCCUACAGUAGAUUAAAGAGAGACCCUAACCCAUACAGUAGAUUAGAGACCCUAACCCAUACAGUAGAUUCCCGAGACCUAACCCCUACAGUAGAUCAGGACCCUACCCAUACAGUACUUCAGAGACCCUAACCCAUACAGUAGAUUCAGAGACAACAUACAGUUUUUUCCGAAAAGGGAACAACCCCAGUAACGGACCCAAAAUUUAAUUUACCCCUACAUGGGUCGAAUAAACCCCUUAGGGGCACCCCCGGGCCAAACCCCUCACAUAAUUCAAAGUAAUCAUUUUUCAGAAUUAAAAUUUCCUAAAGUUCGAAUAAAAUAAAUUAGAAAAAGGUAAACCCAUACAGGGUUUUUUGAAAACCCCAAAACGUUCGAGCCUUAACCCUACAUAAUCAAAAUAAAUACAUUUUAACAAAAACAUUAGUAGAACAGGCCAAAACCCUCCCCGGAAGGGCCACCCCCAGGUUCAAAACCCCCCCCUACGUUGAUUGGGUAACCUUAAGGGUCAACGGAUAGAAGGAACCCCCAACGGGUAGUCAGAAAAACUCCCUACCCUGGGUUGGCCCCUAAGGUCAAACUAAAAAAAGCAGAAUUAGAGCCCUCCAUUGGAUUAGGACCCCCUACGAGAAGAACAAUCACAGAUUAAAACCUAAAUAUAUUUUGUUAAAUAAUAAGGAAAGACCUCCAUACAGUGAUUAAAAACAGAGUAAUAAUAAUCAAAACAAGCCAAAACAAAUUUUAGGCCCCCUAAUUUUAAACCCACCUCAUUUUAGGCCCUAAAAAAAGCAGUUAAAAACCCCCCCCAUCGUGGUGAACCAACCCAACAGUUUAAGAGGAAACCCAACCCCAAAAUAACCCGGGCCCUGGAGGAUUAGUAACUGGCUCAUGGGACCCCCCCCCUCCCCCAACUGACCUGGCUGAGUCCUACGAAGGUAACCAUGGCGAGGACGGGUGCUGCCAGGGCGAAGACCAGCAGGUGUUUACGGAUCCGGUUCCUCUCCAGACCAGCAUGCAUCAGGAAAGAGACCAGGCCAAAGGCUGCUGGGGCCUGGGGAGAAAGAGAGAGACAGUGUUUAAAAACACACAGCUGGGGCCUGGGGGGGAAAGAGAGACAGUUUAACAUACAGACCAAUUACAGGAAUUACAACUGAACUAACACCUGUGUAUACAUACUAGACGGGGGGGGGGGGAGUCCUCCCCCCCCACACUUUAUAAUAGCAUUGAUUGGUUACUUUUUAAUUGUUUACCUCAUAGUUGUUCCUUUAUCUGUUUUGUGUUGUUUCAUAUUGUUAGUGAAUUUAAAAGGUUGUUAUAGUGUGGGCUAGUGAGGAAGGAAAGCUAUUCUGUUAACCAACAGUAAACCUCCCGAGUGGCGCAGUGGUCUAAGGCGCUGCAUCGCAGUGCUAGCUGUGCCACUAGAGAUCCUGGUCCGAAUCCAGGCUCUGUAGUAGCCGGCCGCGAACUGGAGACCCAUGGGGCGGCGCACAAUUGGCCCAGCGUCAUCCAGGGUAGGGGAGGGGAAUGGCCGGCAGGGGAUGUACCUCAAUUGGUAGAGCAUGGCGUUUGCAAACGCCAGGGUUGUGGGUUCGAUUCCCACGGGGGGCCAGUAUGAAAAAAUAAUAAUGUAUGCACUCACUAACUGUAAGUCGCUCUGGAUAAGAGCGUCUGCUAAAUGACUAAAAAUGUUUUUUUUUAAAAAGGAAGGAAGCUAUUCUGUUAACCAACACAGUGACAUCCGCUACAAACGUGUUGAAACAAAACAUGGAGCGCGAUAAGAUGAACGGGGUUGUCAUUGUACCUUGUGAAGCAUGAUGGCCACAAAGACAAUGAGCUGAACACUGGUCUGAGAGGUGGAAGCAGCUGCUCCGAGAGCCACUCCGUCCGCUGGAAUGUAGAGUAUUGUAUUGUUUAAAAUAACAUUUAUCAAAUCGUACCAACAAAAAAAAAAAAAAAACACCAACAAGCCUUCAUAGCCUUCCACACACUCUUCUUCCUAAAACAUCUCGGUCUGAAACACUGUAUAAUGAAGCCAUCUUACCUGCUGCGUGGACCACCAGUCCCAAAGUGGUGGUGAUCUUUGAACUGGCAACCCUCGCAGAUUCUGGAUCUAAACAAACACACACAUCAAAUCAGACAGACCACUCAAUGGACAAAUAUUGCUUUAAAAAAGUAGAACCUUGAGGGCCUGGUUUCCCGGACAGAUUAAGCCUAACCCUGGGCUGAAAAGCACUUUCAAUGGUGAUUCUCCACUGAACAUAUCUUAGUUCAGGACUACUAGGCUUCAUCUGUGUCCGGGAAACAGGCCCUGAGAGUGGUGAGCUCCACCCACACUGACUGUUAUUUCUGUCCUGUCCCGUCUGUGUCUGUGUCCCCGUGUGUGUGUGGUGUGUGUUGUGUGUGUGUGUGUGUGUGUGUGUGUGUGUGUGUGUGUGUGUGUGUGUGUGUGCGCGCAUGCUGUUCCCAGACUGACCGUCAGCGCUGCUGUGUACGUGGGCGCUUCCUAUCUGGUCGACCAGCAGCAUGAAGACGAACCCCAGGACCAGGGAAACCCCGAUGUAGGCAUGGAGGUGUUGGUGGCUGUGGCUGUGGCCCCCACUGACUCCCAGAGCUGCAUCCACACCCUCCUUGGGCUCAGACACCCCCACCCCCUCCGUCUGGACAGGGGCAUGGUGCAAACCUACAGAGAGAGAGAGACAGAGACCCUAACCCAUACAGUAGAUUCAGAGACCCUAACCCAUACAGUAGAUUCAGAGACCCUAAACCACACAGUAGAUUCAGAGACCCUAACCCAUACAGUAGAUUCAGAGACCCUAACCCAUACAGUAGAUUCAGAGACCGAGACCCUAACCCAUACAGUAGAUUCAGAGACCCUAACCCAUACAGUAGAUUCAGAGACAGAGACCCUAACCCAUACAGUAGAUUCAGAGACACUAACCCAUACAGUAGAUACAGAGACCCUAACCCAUACAGUAGAUUCAGAGACCCUAACCCAUACAGUACAUUCAGAGACCCUAACCCAUACAGUAGAUUCAGAGACCCUAACCCAUACAGUAGAUUCAGAGACCCUAACCCAUACAGUAGAUUCAGAGACCCUAACCCAUACAGUAGAUUCAGAGACCCUAACCCAUACAGUAGAUUCAAAGAAAGAGACCAUAACCCAUACAGUAGAUUAAGAGACCCUAACCCAUACAGUAGAUUCAGAGACAGAGACCCUAACCCAUACAGUAGAUUCAGAGACCCUAACCCAUACAGCAGAUUCAGAGACCCUAACCCAUACAGCAGAUUCAGAGACCCUAACCCAUACAGUAGAUUCAGAGACCCUAACCCAUACAGUAGAUUCAGAGACCCUAACCCAUACAGUAGAUUCAAAGACAGAGACCCUAACCCAAACAGUAGAUUCAAAGACAGAGACCCUAACCCAUACAGUAGAUUCAGAGUGAGACCCUAACCCAUACAGUAGUUUCAGAGACCCUAACCCAUACAGUAGAUUCAGAGACCCUAACCCAUACAGUAGAUUCAGAUUCAGAGACCCUAACCCAUACAGUAGAUUGAGACCCUAACCCAUACAGUAUAUUGAGAGACCCUAACCCAUACAGUAGAUUCAAAGACAGAGACCCUAACCCAUACAGUAGAUUCAGAGACCCUAACCCAUACAGUAGAUUCAAAGACAGAGACCCUAACCCAUACAGUAGAUCCAGAGACCCUAACCCAUACAGUAGCUUCAGAGACCCUAACCCAUACAGUAGAUUCAGAGACCCUAACCCAUACAGUAGAUUCAAAGACAGAGACCCUAACCCAUACACAGUAGAUUCAGAGACCCUAACCCAUACAGUAGAUUCAGAGACCCUAACCCAUACAGUAGAUUCAGAGACCCUAACCCAUACAGUAGAUUCAGAGACAGAGACCCUAAACCCAUACAGUAGAUUCAGAGACCCUAACCCAUACAGUAGAUACAGAGACCCUAACCCAUACAGUAGAUUCAGAGACCCUAACCCAUACAGUACAUUCAGAGACCCUAACCCAUACAGUAGAUUCAGAGACCCUAACCCAUACAGUAGAUUCAGAGACCCUAACCCAUACAGUAGAUUCAGAGACCCUAACCCAUACAGUAGAUUCAGAGACCCUAACCCAUACAGUAGAUUGAGACCCUAACCCAUACAGUAGAUUGAGAGACCCUAACCCAUACAGUAGAUUCAAAGACAGAGACCCUAACCCAUACAGUAGAUUCAGAGACCCUAACCCAUACAGUAGAUUCAGAGACCCUAACCCAUACAGUAGAUUCAGAGACCCUAACCCAUACAGUAGAUUCAGAGACCCUAACCCAUACAGUAGAUUCAAAGACAGAGACCCUAACCCAUACAGUAGAUUAAGAGACCCUAACCCAUACAGUAGAUUCAGAGACCCUAACCCAUACAGCAGAUUCAGAGACCCUAACCCAUACAGCAGAUUCAGAGACCCUAACCCAUACAGUAGAUUCAGAGACCCUAACCCAUACAGUAGAUUCAGAGACCCUAACCCAUACAGUAGAUUCAAAGACAGAGACCCUAACCCAUACAGUAGAUUCAAAGACAGAGACCCUAACCCAUACAGUAGAUUCAGAGUGAGACCCCUAAACCCAUACAGUAGUUUCAGAGACCCUAACCCAUACAGUAGAUUCAGAGACCCUAACCCAUACAGUAGAUUCAGAUUCAGAGACCCUAACCCAUACAGUAGAUUGAGACCCUAACCCAUACAGUAUAUUGAGAGACCCUAACCCAUACAGUAGAUUCAAAGACAGAGACCCUAACCCAUACAGUAGAUUCAGAGACCCUAACCCAUACAGUAGAUUCAAAGACAGAGACCCUAACCCAUACAGUAGAUCCAGAGACCCUAACCCCAUACAGUAGAUACAGAGACCCUAACCCAUACAGUAGAUUCAGAGACCCUAACCCAUACAGUACAUUCAGAGGACCCUAACCCAUACAGUAGAUUCAGAGACCCUAACCCAUACAGUAGAUUCAGAGACCCUAACCCAUACAGUAGAUACAGAGACCCUAACCCAUACAGUAGAUUCAGAGACCCUAACCCAUACAGUACAUUCAGAGACCCUAACCCAUACAGUAGAUUCAGAGACCCUAACCCAUACAGUAGAUUCAGAGACCCUAACCCAUACAGUAGAUUCAGAGACCCUAACCCAUACAGUAGAUUCAGAGACCCUAACCCAUACAGUAGAUUCAGAGACCCUAACCCAUACAGUAGAUUCAAAGAAAGAGACCAUAACCCAUACAGUAGAUUAAGAGACCCUAACCAUACAGUAGAUUCAGAGACAGAGACCCUAACCCAUACAGCAGAUUCAGAGACCCUAACCCAUACAGCAGAUUCAGAGACCCUAACCCAUACAGCAGAUUCAGAGACCCUAACCCAUACAGUAGAUUCAGAGACCCUAACCCAUACAGUAGAUUCAGAGACCCUAACCCAUACAGUAGAUUCAAAGACAGAGACCCUAACCCAUACAGUAGAUUCAAAGACAGAGACCCUAACCCAUACAGUAGAUUCAGAGUGAGACCCUAACCCAUACAGUAGUUUCAGAGACCCUAACCCAUACAGUAGAUUCAGAGACCCUAACCCAUACAGUAGAUUCAGAUUCAGAGACCCUAACCCAUACAGUAGAUUGAGACCCUAACCCAUACAGUAUAUUGAGAGACCCUAACCCAUACAGUAGAUUCAAAGACAGAGACCCUAACCCAUACAGUAGAUUCAGAGACCCUAACCCAUACAGUAGAUUCAAAGACAGAGACCCUAACCCAUACAGUAGAUCCAGCGACCCUAACCCAUACAGUAGCUUCAGAGACCCUAACCCAUACAGUAGAUUCAGAGACCCUAACCCAUACAGUAGAUUCAAAGACAGAGACCCUAACCCAUACAGUAGAUUCAGAGACCCUAACCCAUACAGUAGAUUCAGAGACCCUAACCCAUACAGUAGAUUCAGAGACCCUAACCCAUACAGUAGAUUCAGAGACAGAGACCCUAACCCAUACACAGUAGAUUCAGAGACCCUAACCCAUACAGUAGAUUCAGAGACCCUAACCCAUACAGUAGAUUCAGAGACCCUAACCCAUACAGUAGAUUCAGAGACAGAGACCCUAACCCAUACAGUAGAUUCAGAGACCCUAACCCAUACAGUAGAUACAGAGACCCUAACCCAUACAGUAGAUUCAGAGACCCUAACCCAUACAGUACAUUCAGAGACCCUAACCCAUACAGUAGAUUCAGAGACCCUAACCCAUACAGUAGAUUCAGAGACCCUAACCCAUACAGUAGAUUCAGAGACCCUAACCCAUACAGUAGAUUGAGACCCUAACCCAUACAGUAGAUUGAGAGACCCUAACCCAUACAGUAGAUUCAAAGACAGAGACCCUAACCCAUACAGUAGAUUCAGAGACCCUAACCCAUACAGUAGAUUCAGAGACCCUAACCCAUACAGUAGAUUCAGAGACCCUAACCCAUACAGUAGAUUCAGAGACCCUAACCCAUACAGUAGAUUCAGAGACCCUAACCCAUACAGCAGAUUCAGAGACCCUAACCCAUACAGCAGAUUCAGAGACCCUAACCCAUACAGUAGAUUCAGAGACCCUAACCCAUACAGUAGAUUCAGAGACCCUAACCCAUACAGUAGAUUCAAAGACAGAGACCCUAACCCAUACAGUAGAUUCAAAGACAGAGACCCUAACCCAUACAGUAGAUUCAGAGUGAGACCCUAACCCAUACAGUAGUUUCAGAGACCCUAACCCAUACAGUAGAUUCAGAGACCCUAACCCAUACAGUAGAUUCAGAUUCAGAGACCCUAACCCAUACAGUAGAUUGAGACCCUAACCCAUACAGUAUAUUGAGAGACCCUAACCCAUACAGUAGAUUCAGAGACCCUAACCCAUACAGUAGAUUCAAAGACAGAGACCCUAACCCAUACAGUAGAUCCAGAUACCCUAACCCAUACAGUAGCUUCAGAGACCCUAACCCAUACAGUAGAUUCAGAGACCCUAACCCAUACAGUAGAUUCAAAGACAGAGACCCUAACCCAUACAGUAGAUUCAGAGACCCUAACCCAUACAGUAGAUUCAGAGACCCUAACCCAUACAGUAGAUUCAGAGACCCUAACCCAUACAGUAGAUUCAGAGACCCUAACCCAUACAGUAGAUUCAGAGACCCUAACCCAUACAGUAGAUUCAGAGACCCUAACCCAUACAGUAGAUUCAAAGACAGAGACCCUAACCCAUACAGUAGAUUCAGAGACCCUAACCCAUACAGUAGAUUCAGAGACCGAGACCCUAACCCAUACAGUAGAUUCAGAGACCCUAACCCAUACAGCAGAUUCAGAGACCCUAACCCAUACAGUAGAUUCAGAGACCCUAACCCAUACAGUAGAUUAAGAGACCCUAACCCAUACAGUAGAUUCAGAGACCCUAACCCAUACAGUAGAUUCAGAGACCCUAACCCAUACAGUACAUUCAGAGACCCUAAACCAUACAGUAGAUUCAGAGACCCUAACCCAUACAGUACAUUCAGAGACCCUAACCCAUACAGUACAUUCAGAGACCCUAACCCAUACAGUAGAUUCAGAGUGAGACCCUAACCCAUACAGUAGAUUCAGAGACCCUAACCCAUACAGUAGAUUCAGAGACCCUAACCCAUACAGUAGAUUCAGAGACCCUAACCCAUACAGUAGAUUCAGAGACCCUAACCCAUACAGUAGAUUCAGAGACCCUAACCCAUACAGUAGAUUCAGAGAUCCUAACCCAUACAGUACAUUCAGAGACCCUAACCCAUACAGCAGAUUCAGAGACCCUAACCCAUACAGUAGAUUCAGAGACCCUAACCCAUACAGUAGAUUCAAAGACAGAGACCCUAACCCAUACAGUAGAUUCAGAGACCCUAACCCAUACAGUAGAUUCAGAGACCCUAACCCAUACAGUAGAUUCAGAGACCCUAACCCAUACAGUAGAUUCAGAGACCCUAACCCAUACAGUAGAUUCUGAGACCCUAACCCAUACAGUAGAUUCAGAGACCCUAACCCAUACAGUAGAUUCAGAGACCCUAACCCAUACAGUAGAUUCAGAGAUCCUAACCCAUACAGUACAUUCAGAGACCCUAACCCAUACAGCAGAUUCAGAGACCCUAACCCAUACAGUAGAUUCAGAGACCCUAACCCAUACAGUAGAUUCAAAGACAGAGACCCUAACCCAUACAGUAGAUUCAGAGACCCUAACCCAUACAGUAGAUUCAGAGACCCUAACCCAUACAGUAGAUUCAGAGACCCUAACCCAUACAGUAGAUUCAGAGACCCUAACCCAUACAGUAGAUUCAGAGACCCUAACCCAUACAGUACAUUCAGAGACCCUAACCCAUACAGUACAUUCAGAGACCCUAACCCAUACAGUAGAUUCAGAGACCCUAACCCAUACAGUAGAUUCAGAGACAGAGACCCUAACCCAUACAGUAGAUUCAGAGACCCUAACCCAUACAGUAGAUUCAAAGACAGAGACCCUAACCCAUACAGCAGAUUCAGAGACCCUAACCCAUACAGUAGAUUCAGAGACCCUAACCCAUACAGUAGAUUAAGAGACCCUAACCCAUACAGUAGAUUCAGAGACCCUAACCCAUACAGUAGAUUCAGAGACCCUAACCCAUACAGUAGAUUCAGAGACCCUAACCCAUACAGUACAUUCAGAGACCCUAACCCAUACAGUAGAUUCAGAGACCCUAACCCAUACAGUACAUUCAGAGACCCUAACCCAUACAGUAGAUUCAGAGUGAGACCCUAACCCAUACAGUAGAUUCAGAGUGAGACCCUAACCCAUACAGUAGAUUCAGAGACCCUAACCCAUACAGUAGAUUCAGAGACCCUAACCCAUACAGUAGAUUCAGAGACCCUAACCCAUACAGUAGAUUCAGAGACCCUAACCCAUACAGUAGAUUCAGAGACCCUAACCCAUACAGUAGAUUCAGAGACCCUAACCCAUACAGUAGAUUCAGAGACCCUAACCCAUACAGUAGAUUCAGAGAUCCUAACCCAUACAGUACAUUCAGAGACCCUAACCCAUACAGCAGAUUCAGAGACCCUAACCCAUACAGUAGAUUCAGAGAUAGACAUACACUUCUUGGUUUCCGUUAGGAACAUUUGGCGCCAGACAACGUGACCGGCAAGAUUUUAAUUUACAUAUGCAUUGGGUGUGUAACGCAUUAGGGCGUCCACCCACGGUGCUCAAAAAUCACAUUUAGAUUAUUGUAAUUCAUCUUAACAGAAUAGAAAUUAGCCUGUAAAGUCUUAAUAAAAUUAAGUAGAAAAAUGGUAAUACCAACAUCACAGGUUUUAUUGAAAAGCAAAACGUUUCCCGUUGCGUCUUCAUCCCUGCUAUAAAUCAUAAAUGAAUAUCAUUUUUUUUUUAAACAUUUAGCCUAGAACAUGUGUCAAACUCAUUCCACGGAGGGCCGAGUGUCUGCAGGGUUUCACUCCUCCCCUGUACUUGAUUGAUGAAUUAAGGGUCACUGAUUAGUAAGGAACUCCCCUCACCUGGUUGUCUAGGUCUUAGUAAGGAACUCCCCUCACCUGGUUGCCUAGGUCUUAGUAAGGAACACCCCACACCUGGUUGUCUAGGGCUUAGUAAGGAACUCCCCACACCUGGUUGUUUAGGUCUUAGUAAGGAACUCCCCUCACCUGGUUGUCUAGGUCUUAGUAAGGAACUCCCCUCACCUGGUUGUCUAGGUCUUAAACUAAAACCAGCAGACACUAGGCCCUCCAUUGGAUGAGUUUGACUCCCCUGGACGAGAAGAACAAGUCACCAGUAAUAAAACGUCUAAAUAUAAUAUUUGUAUAAUAUAAUUUGCGAAUGACCUGUCCUAUAGGCUAUUUGUAUUAAAAAUAUUUAUUAAUGAAUAACAAAACACAGCUGGUUUCAAAGACAAUCUAGGCCUCUCUAAUUUAAUUUAGCCCCGGCAUGAACAUUUUAAUUGGGCCUAAUAAAUAACAAAACAUGGCUGUCUACGAACACUGGGGCAGGCCCGCCCCACUCCCGCUGUGAUUCACCACCACAGCAGUGGGAAGAGGCCACCCACGCCCCACUCCCGCUGCGAUUCAGCACCACAGCAGUGGGAAGAGGCCACCCACGCCCCACUCCCGCUGCGAUUCACCACCACAGCAGUGGGAAGAGGCCACCCACGCCCCACUCCCGCUGCGAUUCAGCACCACAGCAGUGGGAAGAGGCCACCCACGCCCCACUCCCGCUGCGAUUCAGCACCACAACAGUGGGAAGAGGCCACCCACGCCCCACUCCCGCUGCGAUUCAGCACCACAGCAGUGGGAAGAGGCCACCCACGCCCCACUCCCGCUACGAUUCAGCACCACAGCAGUGGGAAGAGGCCACCCACGCCCCACUCCCGCUGCGAUUCAGCACCACAACAGUGGGAAGAGGCCACCCACGCCCCACUUCCGCUGCGAUUCACCACCACAGCAGUGAGAAGAGGCCACCCACGCCCCACUCCCGCUACGAUUCACCACCACAGCAGUGGGAAGAGGCCACCCACGCCCCACUCCCGCUGCGAUUCAGCACCACAGCAGUGGGAAGAGGCCACCCACGCCCCACUCCCGCUGCGAUUCAGCACCACAGCAGUGGGAAGAGGCCACCCACGCCCCACUCCUGCUGCGAUUCACCACCACAGCAGUGGGAAGAGGCCACCCACGCCCCACUCCCGCUGCGAUUCAGCACCACAGCAGUGGGAAGAGGCCACCCACGCCCCACUCCCGCUGCGAUUCAGCACCACAGCAGUGGGAAGAGGCCACCCACGCCCCACUCCCGCUGCGAUUCACCACCACAGCAGUGGGAAGAGGCCACCCACGCCCCACUCCCGCUGCGAUUCACCACCCCAGCAGUGGGAAGAGGCCACCCACGCCCCACUCCCGCUGCGAUUCACCACCACAGCAGUGGGAAGAGGCCACCCACGCCCCACUCCCGCUGCGAUUCACCACCACAGCAGUGGGAAGAGGCCACCCACGCCCCACUCCCGCUGCGAUUCAGCACCACAGCAGUGGGAAGAGGCCACCCACGCCCCACUCCCGCUGCGAUUCAGCACCACAGCAGUGGGAAGAGGCCACCCACGCCCCACUCCCGCUGCGAUUCAGCACCACAGCAGUGGGAAGAGGCCACCCACGCCCCACUCCCGCUGCGAUUCAGCACCACAGCAGUGGGAAGAGGCCACCCACGCCCCACUCCCGCUGCGAUUCAGCACCACAGCAGUGGGAAGAGGCCACCCACGCCCCACUCCCGCUGCGAUUCAGCACCACAGCAGUGGGAAGAGGCCACCCACGCCCCACUCCCGCUGCGAUUCAGCACCACAGCAGUGGGAAGAGGCCACCCACGCACCACUCCCGCUGCGAUUCACCACCACAACAGUGGGAAGAGGCCACCCACGCCCCACUCCCGCUGCGAUUCACCACCACAGCAGUGGGAAGAGGCCACCCACGCACCACUCCCGCUGCGAUUCAGCACCACAGCAGUGGGAAGAGGCCACCCACGCCCCACUCCCGCUGCGAUUCAGCACCACAGCAGUGGGAAGAGGCCACCCACGCCCCACUCCCGCUGCGAUUCAGCACCACAGCAGUGGGAAGAGGCCACCCACGCCCCACUCCCGCUGCGAUUCAGCACCACAGCAGUGGGAAGAGGCCACCCACGCCCCACUCCCGCUGCGAUUCAGCACCACAGCAGUGGGAAGAGGCCACCCACGCCCCACUCCCGCUGCGAUUCAGCACCACAGCAGUGGGAAGAGGCCACCCACGCACCACUCCCGCUGCGAUUCACCACCACAACAGUGGGAAGAGGCCACCCACGCCCCACUCCCGCUGCGAUUCAGCACCACAGCAGUGGGAAGAGGCCACCCACGCACCACUCCCGCUGCGAUUCACCACCACAACAGUGGGAAGAGGCCACCCACGCCCCACUCCCGCUGCGAUUCAGCACCACAGCAGUGGGAAGAGGCCACCCACGCACCACUCCCGCUGCGAUUCAGCACCACAGCAGUGGGAAGAGGCCACCCACGCCCCACUCCCGCUGCGAUUCAGCACCACAGCAGUGGGAAGAGGCCACCCACGCCCCACUCCCGCUGCGAUUCAGCACCACAGCAGUGGGAAGAGGCCACCCACGCCCCACUCCCGCUGCGAUUCAGCACCACAGCAGUGGGAAGAGGCCACCCACGCCCCACUCCCGCUGCGAUUCAGCACCACAGCAGUGGGAAGAGGCCACCCACGCACCACUCCCGCUGCGAUUCACCACCACAACAGUGGGAAGAGGCCACCCACGCCCCACUCCCGCUGCGAUUCAGCACCACAGCAGUGGGAAGAGGCCACCCACGCACCACUCCCGCUGUGAUUCAGCACCACAGCAGUGGGAAGAGGCCACUCUAGGUGGCCACAAACUGAAGAAAUUAUAA